CUAGGAACACCAGGUUGACCUUGUAUCUGCUUGCUAACCAAUUUUUCUUGCUGUAAAUGGCUUCUAUGAGCUCCUUCCUACCUCGAUCUGAGGGCUUGCUGCCACUCUAUGUGCUCUUCGUUGGCGUCACUGCCCUCGGCAAUGCUAUACAAUGCUACAACACCAUGUCCUAUACGCAGCGCCUUUACUCCGGCCAUAGCGAGGCAGGCAAGACCAAGAAACCGGCUCACGAAACUUCGCCCGCUACCCCCCUGUCUUCGAGGACGUUCGGUACCUGGACCUUUGCUGUUGGGUUGGUGAGGAUAUUUGCAGCAUACCAUAUGAACGAGGCGUCAUGGUAUCAGAUGCAGAUGCUGACCAACAUGGUCGGUCUGGCUCACUUCAGCAUGGAGGCAUUUGUCUACAAAACAAGUCGUCCCUGGGGUCCUUGGCUGGCUCCAGUUUGUGUGUCCGUGUUUGGGCUCGUCUGGUCGUUUGCACAGUAUGACUUUUAUGUCAGGUGAAUAGUGCGUGAUGACAGAUCGAGUACAACAUGGCAAGUGCCUCAUGGUUGCGACUUUUCCUCGGCGGGUGGAUUUUGCACUUUCUCUCCUCGAGCCUGGAGCGUUUUCCUGUACACCUCUCCACCACAUGCUUGCAAUCUGACAGUGGCUUGUUCUGGCGUGAUGUCUCUCUGCGGCUC
Messenger RNA from Exophiala oligosperma, 682 nucleotides. RefSeq lists its product as uncharacterized. Bases 57 to 503 code for a protein of 148 amino acids. The record is from RefSeq and is a predicted model, not a curated record. Gene Ontology annotation, molecular function: protein-macromolecule adaptor activity. The transcript has 2 exons. Gene Ontology annotation, cellular component: membrane; endoplasmic reticulum. Lineage: Eukaryota; Fungi; Ascomycota; Eurotiomycetes; Chaetothyriales; Herpotrichiellaceae.